This is a messenger RNA of Nicrophorus vespilloides, 2042 nucleotides long. RefSeq lists its product as uncharacterized. Gene Ontology annotation, biological process: regulation of transcription by RNA polymerase II. The coding region runs from base 444 to 1988 and encodes 514 amino acids. NCBI's taxonomy places the organism in Eukaryota, Metazoa, Arthropoda, Insecta, Coleoptera, Silphidae. Gene Ontology annotation, molecular function: RNA polymerase II transcription regulatory region sequence-specific DNA binding; DNA-binding transcription factor activity, RNA polymerase II-specific. The transcript is spliced from 4 exons. The record is from RefSeq and is a predicted model, not a curated record. Gene Ontology annotation, cellular component: nucleus.
UUAUUAGAUGAAAAUAAUUGUAUGAUAAUCGCGGUGUGCGCAUUUGAAAUCCGGAUUAUCGGAAGAGGAGGUGGAUGGGAGCGAGCGAGAAGGAAAGAAACUGUGUCAAAUAAAUGGAAACUCUUUUUGAAAGAACGAAACGAAACGAAACGAAAGAGAAGUAAAAAAAAAAGUGGAAGCGAACCAAUCGAAUUCAGUGUCAACAUUCAUUAGGUAGUGGGGCAAGGGGGAACAGCUGACGAUCUAAACAGUGACAGACAUCUUGCAUUCUGCAGCGAUUUAUUGGAUUUGUUUAGUGAUUUUAAUGUGACUGAAAGAGUAGACGGCGGUGAGUUUGAGGAUACUCCGAUAUAUCGUUGUGACGUCAUGUGAUUGCGCUUGCUAUGGCUGCUAUAUCAUAGUUCAACUGAAACAAUUGCAGGACUCCGCAGUAUAUUGGUUGCAUGCUGAAUGAAAUGAACUCUGUGUCAGAAAGUAAUCGUUUUAUGUGGUACAAAUCAAAAGCGCUGGAUAACAACAAAAGCAUGAAUGUGUGCAGUAAAUACUCUUUGAAAGGAAUGAGUGUUAAUGAUAUUUGGACAAAAAGCACUUUCAUGAAUAAUCGUAAAACCGAAAUGAACGUUGAAAUGGAGAAAACGACCAAGAUGUCAUGGUCUUGCGACAAUAACGAGAGCACGGAUGCUGUGAGUAUGAACGAGGAAGUUGUCAAGGUCGAGAAAGAAGUCGACCAUUUGGAGGAGGCAACAAGCACAGCAGAUGAAACUGUGCCAUCUCCAGCACAUCAUGCUAGACGACCAAUGAAUGCCUUUUUAAUAUUCUGUAAGAAACACAGGCCGAUUGUUAGAAACAAGUUUCCGAAUCUGGAAAAUCGCGGUGUUACCAGAAUUCUUGGAGAAUGGUGGGCUCUGUUGGAUAUACACGAUAAGAACCCGUAUACGAACUUGGCUAAAGAGUACAAAGAUGCUUUCUUUUCUGCAAACCCUAACUUCAAGUGGUACAAGCUUCCCGCUCCACCAUUACGUACGUUACCAACGAGACCAAAUAAUUUUAAGCAAGAGCCGACAUCUCCAAUUUCAUCUGUUAAUCUGCACAACGCCAGAGCUGAAUUUACUCCAGGUAAACUUGCCGAUGAAUCGCAGUUGGGCAUGUUGUCAACACUUUUGAACAGUAACAGCACUUUUACUGUUAAGCCUCAAGAAAAGAACGUUGAUACCACUUUGUGCAACAACAAUAACGAGAUGGAAAAUAACAACAGAGAAUAUAUGACGAGUCCAGUCAAGUCCGGCUCUGAUAAAAACGAACCAGCGAAGCCGCUGAAAAAACGUACUUUGGAAAUCAUCGACAAUAAAAGUGUGCAGAAGAAUAUAUUCGAGUCACCACCUAUUGAAACUGAUAUUAAUGUUGACGACGAUUCGGAUGCAAGGAACGACUUUAAAGAUACCAGAAAGUCAGAUAGAAAAUGCAAAGGCAACAGGUAUGCAGAAUUCAUGCUCAAUAGCAGGCUGUUGAAGACCAAAAGGGAAAAGUCCCAAGAGAUUUCAAGUAUAGAUUUAAACAACACGAUCAAAAGACUUGAAGAACGGAUUUUGCCUAAGGCUGACAAUGGAAAGCAGGAGCGCACAAGAACAUCAUCGGAACAGUCUGAACCAGACGAUUACUCCAAGAGCAUUCCAUCGUUCGAUCUAAACAAGCGUAUAUGCGAAUUAACUAGUCUCAGUUAUGAUAGAUAUUUGGAACGCAAGAAGGAGAGUAAAAAGCGAAGUAAAUUCGUCCGCAACAAAGGAGAUUUGAAGCAUAAGGUGGAAGCGGUCAAAGGGAAACAGUUAAUUGGAUCCAAGAAAAGAAAAAACAAGAAUAACAUCACUCACUUAGAAAAGACUAGCUUCGAAUGCGCCAAUCAAUUCAACGAUGAAUUAUCUGGUCUGGCGACGUUGGCCACAAUUGCGGCCUACAAGGAAAAAAUUCCAGGUAAUGUUUCUAACACAUAAAUAUGAAACUUUUUUUUUGUAUCGAGUAUCGAAAACAAUGCAACUUUCAAUUGG